UACUCGGAGGAAAGCGAUGACGUCGUAUUUAGGGGAGACUUUUAUUUUGACUCUCGGCGUCCCGGAAGUGUGUGUUAUUUUUGUCAUGGCGGAUCACGGGAGCGACGCUGGGGACUCCAGCAGCGAUGCAGACCUCUCCUCCGUCAUGGGCUUCUCUGGGUUCGGGAAGAAGGCUCGCACCUUUGACCUGGAGGCCAUGUUUGAGCAGACGAGGAGGACGGCCAUCGAGAGGAGCCAGCACAUCUUAGAGGAGCGUGAGAAACAGGAAGCUGAGGCCAGCAGCGGCUCUCAGAGCGCGUCAGCAUCCAGGAAGCAGGACUCUGAUGUCAUCGCUCCUCCACUUCCUCCUGCGCUCGGCGCUCAGACGGAGGAGAGUGAUGAUGAUGAUGAUGAUGAUGAGGAUGAUGUGGUCGGGCCACCGCUUCCACCCGGAUACAAACACAGCACCGCUGCUGAUGACGACGACGAUGAUGAUGAUGAUGAUGAUGAUGAUGAUGAUAUGGACGAUGACAAUCCAGUGAAGAAGAUCCCGGACACCAAUCAUAACAACCUCCAUAAAAGUCUAAAAAACGUCUCAGCUUUGGCUCUGGAUCCGUCCGGCGCUCGUCUGGUCACCGGCGGCUACGACUACGACGUGAGGUUCUGGGACUUCGCCGGGAUGGACGCGGCGCUGCAUGCCUUCCGGUCGCUGCAGCCGUGUGAAUGUCAUCAGAUCAGGUCUCUGCAGUACAGCGUCACCGGGGACGUCAUUCUGGUGGUGGCUGGAAACUCACAGGCCAAAGUUCUGGACCGCGACGGAUUCCAGGUCCUCGAAUGCAUCAAAGGAGAUCAGUAUAUUGUGGACAUGGCCAAUACCAAGGUGACUUUAAAGACACGUUUGCAUAUAGAAAUCUUAAAGGGAUAUCACACACAGAUACUCAAAACCGCCUCCUCUCACACCAAGAAAAAAUAAAAAUAGUUUCUGACCUGCUCCAAUGAUGGGACGGUGCGGACGUGGGACUUGAACUCGGAGAAGAAGCACAAGUCUGUGUUCAAGCCUCGAUCGCUGCAGGGCAAGAGAGUGACCCCCACCUGCUGCACCUACAGCCGCGACGGGAAACUGAUCGCCGCCGGCUGCCAGGACGGGACCAUCCAGAUCUGGGACAGGAACCUGAGCGUGCACACUAAGUUCCACUGCCGCCAGGCUCACGCCGCCGGAUCCGAUACGACCUGCCUCGCUUUCUCUUACGACGGAGUAACCCUCGCAUCACGAGGAGGUCAGACCCACCGCUGCUUCUGUCUAUCCUCAGAGCCCAAUAUUCAGCUCCGUCACUUCUCCUCAUACUCCGCUGGUCCCGUAGUGAACAACAGUAGGUCCUCUCUUCAGGAGAAGGGUUUUUGGCUUACAGUCCUUGUGUUGGUGUUGAAUGUGAGAAACGGUGAAUGUUUCCAGACCGGAGUGUGGUUUUGCAGAUGGAAAGCUCUUGUGCAAGCUCUGGCCUCUGCUCUUCCAGACGUGUUGAGAGCUGCUCCUGCGUCUCUUAUGUGUGCUUUGGUUGUGUUUUUCAGGAGACUACCACCUCUGAGACGUGGGAUCAUACGCAACUUUCAGGAAUUUCCCCAUAAAACAUUAAAACAAAAAACUAUCAAAACUUUAACCUUCUUCCCCAUGACAGACUGCUGCUUCAGUCCGGAUGAUAAACUGCUGUUGACGGGGACCUCGGUGAAGAAGGACGAAGGGAACGGGAAGCUGCUGUUCUUUGAGCGGGAAUCUCUGCGGAAGGUGUAUGAGAUUGAAGUGGCCGAUGCGAGCGUGGUCCGCUGUCUUUGGCAUCCCAAGCUGAAUCAGAUCAUGGUCGGGACGGGGAACGGCCUGGCGAAGGUCUACUACGACCCGGUCAAGAGUCAGAGAGGUGCGAUGUUGUGUGUGGUCAAGAGCAAGAGGAAGGAGAAACACGCCGAGACGCUGACUCAAGAUUACAUCAUCACCCCUCACGCUCUGCCCAUGUUUCGUGAGGCCCGGCAGCGCAGCACCAGGAAGCAGCUGGAGAAGGACCGACUGGAUCCGGUCAGAUCACACAAACCUGAGCCGCCCAUGUCCGGACCAGGUCGAGGCGGUCGCGUGGCGGCUCACGGCGGGACGCUGUCCUCCUUCAUCGUCAAAAACAUCGCCCUGGACAAAACCGACGACAGCAACCCGCGAGAGGCCAUCCUGCGUCACGCCAAAGAAGCCGCUGAGAACCCGUACUGGGUCGCCCCGGCCUAUAAACAAACGCAGCCGGACCCGCUGUUCGCCGAGGAGGAGGAAGAAGAGGUCGACGAAGAUCAGCCCGAAUGGAAGAAACGCAAGAUCUGAGGAGAUUUCCUCUUCCACUCGGACUCGGAGUUUGUGGAGUUCUUCUGUCGGGAUUCUCCCACACACUUUCCAAAGCUUGUGUCUGAAUCUGAGCAGAAUUACAGUGUGUUGUAGUUAAACUGGUCUUUUUUGCUAAAUGUCAUAUACAGCUCAUACUGAUGAUUCAUUAUUGUCUGAUUUAAUAUUUUGACUGGUUUUUCUUUUGUAUUUUUGUCUUUUAGAUUAUAAAUAAACCUGUUGUGUGGCCUGUUUCUCGUACAAA
Molecule: messenger RNA, 2597 nt
Organism: Cyprinus carpio (common carp)
Lineage: Eukaryota; Metazoa; Chordata; Actinopteri; Cypriniformes; Cyprinidae
Gene: wdr70
Product: WD repeat-containing protein 70
Biological process (GO): regulation of DNA double-strand break processing
Cellular component (GO): site of double-strand break; nucleus
Molecular function (GO): protein binding
Source: RefSeq, a predicted model, not a curated record